Molecule: messenger RNA, 444 nt
Organism: Elephantulus edwardii (Cape elephant shrew)
Lineage: Eukaryota; Metazoa; Chordata; Mammalia; Macroscelidea; Macroscelididae
Product: endothelial differentiation-related factor 1-like
Exons: 3
Cellular component (GO): nucleus
Molecular function (GO): DNA binding
Source: RefSeq, a predicted model, not a curated record
AUGAUUGAGCAGGACGAUGACAGGGAACUGUCAGAAAUACAAACUGGGUUUAAAAAAGAUCGUGGCACUGUUACAGACAUUAUCAUCAGUGGGGCCCAGGCCAAGUCCAAGCAGGCCAUCUUGGCUGCUCAGAGAAGAGGCGAAGACGUGGAGACAUCCAAGAAAUGGGCAGCUGGCCAGAACAAGCAGCACUCUGUCACCAAGAACACUGCCAAGCUGGACCGCGAGACAGAGGAGCUGCACCACGACAGGGUGACCCUGGAAGCUGGCAAGGUGAUCCAGCAGGGCCAGCAGAGCAAGGGGCUUACGCAGAAGGACCUGGCCACGAAAAUCAAUGAGAAACCGCAAGUGAUUGCUGACUACGAGAGUGGGCGGGCCAUCCCUAACAACCAGGUGCUGGGCAAGAUCGAGAAAGCCAUUGGACACUGUCCCUCCACCCUACCA